AUGAGGGUAAUCAUAACGUCGUUAUCGUCCCAGGUCAAUUUCGCGUACAAAUUUGUACAUCUAGUUCUUCCUAAUCCCGAUUUAUGGAACAUCUUAGGAUCCAAAUUGGGGCGCGUUCAAUGCCAUGACCGUCAAAAGGCCCGACAUGAGCCCGGCGCAAGGAAGACUCGAAGGAGUAGUACUACCACCGGCUCAGUCUCAUUCAAAUCAUCCUACCGCCCUAUUUUACCGUCAUCAUGUCGCCCGGUGGACUCAUCGACCGCCUCCAGGCCUCCCAUCCAGCAGAAGAUUGAGCUCUUCCGCCUCGAGCAGCGGUAUACCCGCCGUCGCAACCGUCGCUCCACCUUCCAGUCCAGUGCCGUCUAUGUUGAUGGCGAGUAUGUCUACCAGACCCCCAACUCGACUGGCUCGUCUACCUCCACCUCCGACUCGGGCCGCAUCAAUGCCCUUCACACCGCCGAGCCCGUUGGCACCCCCGUCACCUCUACGCCUCUCAAGGAGAAGAGGUUGAGCAGGCGCAUCUCCAGCCUUGCGGGCUUCAACUCCGUUGGCAAGGCCCAGGGCGCGAGGCAAGACUGGGGCACGAGUGUCAGUGUUGCUGAGGUUCAGCAGCGGUAG
This is a messenger RNA of Verticillium alfalfae VaMs.102, 618 nucleotides long. RefSeq lists its product with no specific name. Bases 1 to 618 code for a protein of 205 amino acids. The record is from RefSeq and is a predicted model, not a curated record. NCBI's taxonomy places the organism in Eukaryota, Fungi, Ascomycota, Sordariomycetes, Glomerellales, Plectosphaerellaceae. The transcript is spliced from 2 exons.